Molecule: messenger RNA, 783 nt
Organism: Hyla sarda
Lineage: Eukaryota; Metazoa; Chordata; Amphibia; Anura; Hylidae
Product: nicotinamide N-methyltransferase-like
Exons: 3
Coding region: 1-783 (260 amino acids)
Cellular component (GO): cytosol
Molecular function (GO): N-methyltransferase activity
Source: RefSeq, a predicted model, not a curated record
AUGGAUUCCGGCUCCCGUAAGAUCUAUCAUGUACAUGGAUUUGAUUCCAGACAACUCCUAGAGCAUUAUUUUUCAGGUAAUACUGAAAAUGGCUUUCUAGAGGAUUCCCUGUUAUUUCCCAUUGAAAAUCUUACAAAGAUUUUUACAGACGGUCAUAUUAAAGGAGAUGUCCUGAUUGACCUCAGCACUGGUUCCUUUGUUCAUCAUCUCCAUGCAGCCUGUGAGUUUUUCAAACACAUCAUAGUCCUGAAGGUCCAAGACAGAUGCAUCCUGGAGCUGAAGAGAUGGCUGGACACACGGACAGGAGCAUUCGAUUGGGGACAUGCCACAAAACUUCAUGUAGAAAUAGAAGGAAGCAGUGAACAGUUAGAGGACAAAGAAGGAAAAGUGAGAUCGGCCGUUCAACAUGUUAUGAAAUGUGACCUUGAGAAAGAAAAUAUGACAGAUCCGAUAGUCUUACCACCAGCAGAUUGUAUCAUCAGCGCUUGGCUCCUAGAUGAUAUCAGCAAAAACAAAGAUGAUUUCAUCAGAUAUCUCAGGAAGAUCUCAGGGUUGUUGAAACCUCAAGGACAUCUUAUUUUUAUUGGGUCUUUAGAUAUGACAUAUUUCACAGUCGGGAAAGACAAGCUACAUGUUCUCACAUAUGAUGAGGAUUUUGUCAGGAAAGCUCUAGUUGGAGAAGGUUUUGCUAUUGACUACUGUAAGAUUAAGAAGAGAACAGCCGUGAGUGACCUUACUGACCAUAAGGCCCUCAUUUUCAUUGCAGCUCACAAGGAGCAGUAG